Molecule: messenger RNA, 2618 nt
Organism: Neocloeon triangulifer
Lineage: Eukaryota; Metazoa; Arthropoda; Insecta; Ephemeroptera; Baetidae
Gene: Gcn5
Product: histone acetyltransferase KAT2A
Exons: 16
Coding region: 134-2479 (781 amino acids)
Biological process (GO): chromatin remodeling; positive regulation of transcription by RNA polymerase II
Cellular component (GO): histone acetyltransferase complex; nucleus
Molecular function (GO): protein binding; histone H3 acetyltransferase activity
Source: RefSeq, a predicted model, not a curated record
UUUCGCUCGUCAAAGGCAGUCCUGAACCUCCUUGGAGCCAUUAUGCUUUUUGUUUGUUUUUGUUUACAAAAUCUAAAGAAACGAUUUUGAUUUUAAUAUUGUCUUAUUGUCUGCACACCCUCAUUGAAUUGAAAUGUCUGCGGAGGAGGCAAAUACUUCCCACGCAAGCAGUGGCAAUGAGGAAGGGGCUAGCAGUUCCUCAACUGCUGAAUCCUCCAAGACUAACAAUUUGAUGAGGAUCCAGCAGAGGAAACAGCAGGUUUAUAACUGGCCCAGGAACAAGAAAAUUCUUAAGCUAGCAAUUUAUUCUCACUGUCAAGCUGAUGAUUGUAAAUGCAAUGGUUGGAAAACCCCUCAGCCAAAGUCACCGCAGAACAAAGACGAGUCUGUGCAGCAGCUGGCUAACUUCCAAGAUCCCUGCCGGCACUGCAAACACACACUGCAGUUUCACGUGAAACACUUGGAGCCUCUAGGAGACAGUGUCCUUAACAGACUACUUGGAAUGGUUGUUGAUGUUGAAAAUAUCUUUAUGAGCAUGAACAAGGAACUUGAUUCAGACACAAAAAGGGUCUACUUCUACCUGUUUAAACUGUUGAGGAAAAACAUUUUAACGAACCAAAAGCCAAUCAUAGAAGGACCAUUGGGUCAACCACCUUUUGAAAAACCAAGCAUGGCUAGAGGGGUGACAAAUUUUGUGCUGUACAAAUUCGGGAAUCUUCCAGCAAACGAGUGGCAAACUAAUUACGACUUGGCCAAAAUGUUCUUGCAUUGUCUCAACCACUGGAACUUUGAGAGCCCGACCUCCCAUCUGAGUAACCUUAAUUGUGAUGAGCUUUCCACUUACAAAAUCAAUUACACAAGGUGGUUAGUGUUCUGCCAUGUGCCAGCCUUUUGUGAUUCGCUCCCUCAUUAUGAGACGACAGAGGUGUUUGGAAGAACAUUUUUGAAGGCUGUUUUCCAGACAGUUUGCAGACAACUCAUGGAAAAGUGCAACAAUGAGAGGGACAGAAUGCCACCUGAUAAGAGAGUCCUUGUUCUUACUCAUUUCCCUAGAUUCUUGGCAAUGCUUGAGGAGGAAAUCAACAACACUGCUUCUCCGAUUUGGGACGCAGAGUACAAACCAGUCGCUCCUCUUUAUUUGGCAGCUCAGGUUGACAAUGCCGAAAAAGUUGCUGCCACUAAGUCUGAAGAGUUUGAAAAACUCAAUCCCACUGCCAAGUCUGGCUUUACAACCAUCACAAUCAACUCUGGCACAGGACGACGGAGGAUUUCAGAGAGCUCUGAGCAGAUUGAUGCAAAGAAGAAGAAAAUAGCAGACGUGCCUGAAAAAAUAGUCACUGAAGUUCUCGCCACGAUCAACAAUCCUGUGUCAACAGGUGCCGAGGUAGCCGUGUUUCCUGAAAACGCACCAAGGGAUGAAGCAGCCAAAUUGGAGGAGCAGAAAGGUGUCAUUUCAUUUGUUGUGGUGGGAAAUUCAAUCACCAGACCUGUCAGCAAGCAAACAAUCACCUGGCUGAUUGGCUUGCAAAAUGUAUUUUCCCACCAGCUGCCUAGAAUGCCCAAAGAGUACAUCUCCAGAUUAGUUUUUGAUCCGAAACACAAAACGUUGGCUCUCCUGAAGGAUGGUAGAGCCAUUGGAGGUAUUUGCUUCAGGAUGUUUGUCACCCAGGGCUUUACUGAGAUCGUCUUCUGUGCUGUCACAUCAAACGAACAAGUGAAAGGCUAUGGCACACACUUGAUGAACCACCUGAAGGACUACCACAUUAGACUCAACGUUUUGCACUUCUUAACGUUUGCUGAUGAGUUUGCCAUUGGCUACUUCAAAAAGCAAGGGUUCAGCAAAGAGAUUAAAAUGCCUAAGGCACAGUACAAUGGCUUCAUCAAGGACUAUGAAGGUGCCACCUUGAUGCACUGCCACCUAAAUCCCAGGAUUGUUUACACAGAGUUUACCUCAGUCAUUAGGAAACAGAAAGAAAUUCUGAAGAAACUGGUCGAGCAGAGGCAAGCAGAGUUUCAAAAGGUGAUGCCUGGGCUGAACUGCUUCAAGGAUGGAGUUCAUUCGAUUCCCAUUGAAAGCAUUCCUGGAAUCCAAGCAACGGGCUGUUUGCCGUCUCUGAAAAAUAAAAUCAAGGCUCAGGCUGACAACAUUGAUCCAGAAGUUUUGGUCAUCCAGCUUCGCACCAUUUUGGGCCAGUUAAAGACGCAUCAUGCAGCUUGGCCAUUCUUGAAGCCUGUUGAUAUUAAUGACGUGCCAGACUACUAUGAUCACAUUAAGUACCCAAUGGAUCUCAAGACAAUUGAAAACCGACUGAAGACAUCAUACUAUGUGAACAAGAGGCUUUUCAUUGCGGACAUGAAUAGAAUCUUCACUAAUUGUCGGCUCUACAACAGUCCUGAAACUGAAUAUUUCAAGUGUGCUAAUUUGCUUGAGAAAUUCUUCCAAUCUAGAAUGCGUGAGGUUGGAUUGAUGGAGAAGUAAUGACUCUGUGUGCAUUGUGAAUUUAGUUAAUUUUUAUAAUCAUUUUGUUUUAUUUUUUAUCUCUAUAAUGCUUCAACUCUUCAUGUGUAAACAAACCCUAUUUGUGUAUAAAGCAGUUUUGCAGUUUUGUUAUUCAUCA